AUGAGUGAGGAGUUGGUGGCAAUGGAGCUGGGAAGCUCGGGAGAUGGUGCAGGGACCCCGGCCCCGCCUCCUUCAGCACUGGGCUCUGGAGCCGGUCUGCAUGCCUAUGACAUCGGGGUCCUGGUCGUCUACUUUGUCUUCGUCAUUGUCGUGGGGAUCUGGUCAUCCUUUCGUGCAAGCCAAGGGACUAUCGGUGGCUACUUUUUGGCUGGAAAGUCCAUGAGCUGGUGGCCGAUCGGUGCAUCUCUAAUGUCCAGCAAUGUGGGCAGCGGCUUGUUCAUGGGCCUGGCUGGGACUGGUGCUGCCGGAGGUCUUGCUGUGGGUGGCUUCGAGUGGAAUGCAAGUUGGAUGCUUCUGGCCCUCGGCUGGGUCUUCGUUCCCGUUUAUAUAGCAGCUGGUGUAGUCACAAUGCCACAGUACCUUCAGAAGAGAUUUGGUGGCCAAAGGAUCCAAGUAUAUAUGUCGGUCCUGUCUCUCAUCCUCUACAUCUUCACCAAGAUCUCUACUGACAUAUUCUCAGGAGCUGUCUUCAUCCAGAUGGCCUUGGGCUGGAACCUCUACCUGUCCACUGUGAUCCUGUUGGUGGUGACAGCUAUUUACACAAUUACAGGAGGCCUCACGGCUGUGAUCUACACAGACACUCUGCAGACGGUGAUCAUGGUGGGUGGAGCGCUGGUGCUCAUGUUUCUGGGAUUCAAGGAGGUGGGCUGGUACCCAGGCCUGGAGCAGCGGUACAGGCAGGCUAUCCCCAAUGUCACUGUCCCCAACACCACCUGCCACCUCCCCCGUUCUGAUGCCUUCCACAUGUUCCGGGACCCUGUGAAUGGAGACAUCCCAUGGCCAGGCCUUAUUUUUGGGCUCACGGUGCUGGCCACCUGGUGCUGGUGCACAGACCAGGUCAUAGUGCAGAGGUCUCUCUCUGCCAAGAAUCUGUCCCAUGCCAAGGGGGGCUCUGUGCUAGGAGGUUACUUGAAGAUGCUGCCCAUGUUCUUCAUUGUGAUGCCGGGCAUGAUCAGCCGUGCCCUGUACCCAGAUGAGGUGGGCUGUGUGCAUCCAGAUGUAUGCCAGAAAACCUGCGGGGCCCGUGUGGGGUGCUCCAACAUCGCCUACCCCAAGCUGGUCAUGGAGCUCAUGCCUGUGGGUGUGAGGGGUCUUAUGAUAGCCGUCAUCAUGGCUGCCCUCAUGAGCUCGCUCACCUCCAUCUUCAACAGCAGCAGCACCUUGUUCACCAUUGACGUGUGGCAGCGCUUCCGCAAGAAGGCGACAGAACGGGAGUUGAUGGUGGUGGGCAGAGUGUUUGUGGUCCUCCUUGUGGUCAUCAGCAUCCUCUGGAUUCCCAUCAUCCAGAGCUCCAACAGCGGCCAGCUUUUUGACUAUAUCCAGUCCAUCACCAGCUACCUAGCCCCACCCAUCACUGCCCUCUUCCUGCUGGCCAUCUUCUGCAAGAGAGUCACAGAACCUGGUGCCUUCUGGGGCCUCCUGUUUGGUUUGGCUAUGGGGCUUGUACGCCUGAUCCUGGAGUUCGUGUACCAGUCCCCUGCCUGUGGGGAGGUGGACGGGAGGCCAGCACUGCUCAGGAACUUCCACUACCUCUACUUCGCACUGCUACUCUGUGGGCUCACAGCCGCAGUCAUCAUUGUUGUCAGCCUCUGCACAACACCCAUCCCUGAGGAAAAGCUGGCACGCUUAACCUGGUGGACCCGAAACUGGCCCUGCUCUGAGGGGGAAAUGAAGAUCCCAGAAGAUAACUUGGGGGCCUCGGAAGUGUUGCCUGAGGAGCUCCCUGCAAGGAAGGGAACAGCCAAGGGUUCAAGCCAAGACCCUGAGCAGCACCAAGCUCUGCACAGGUCCUGGGCCCAGCGACUCUGGGGUUGGCUCUGCGGGUUCCCUGGCAUGGAGCAGGCACUGAGUCCAGCGGAGAAAGCAGCGCUCCAGCAGAAGCUGACCAGCAUCGAGGAGCCACCGCUCUGGAGAAGAGUCUGCAACCUGAAUGCUGUCCUCCUGCUGGCUAUCAACAUCUUUCUUUGGGGUUACUUUGCCUGACACCCCAGCCCUGGUGCCUACCCACAGGUUCAGGACAGUCAUGGUGUCCAGGAUUGCAGAGAUGGGUUUUCCUCCCUCUGCUGAUUCUCCCACUCCAUAAUGAGACCAUGGAAGGCCCCCCAAGCAAUCCUCACACUGGCCAAACAGGGACCUAGUUGAAUGGUCAGGGUGAGAAUACAGAGGCUGUUCUGUUGCAGUAAAACUCACACUGGUGCUCCUAACUUGGCUGUAAGCAACAUCCCCUUGUGG
Molecule: messenger RNA, 2292 nt
Organism: Suncus etruscus (white-toothed pygmy shrew)
Lineage: Eukaryota; Metazoa; Chordata; Mammalia; Eulipotyphla; Soricidae
Gene: SLC5A9
Product: solute carrier family 5 member 9
Exons: 14
Coding region: 1-2043 (680 amino acids)
Biological process (GO): transmembrane transport
Cellular component (GO): plasma membrane
Molecular function (GO): D-glucose:sodium symporter activity
Source: RefSeq, a predicted model, not a curated record